Cuscuta epithymum is the source of this 888-nucleotide messenger RNA. The record is from the annotation of a GenBank genome assembly. Lineage: Eukaryota; Viridiplantae; Streptophyta; Magnoliopsida; Solanales; Convolvulaceae.
GAUUGACAUGAUCAACAAAAUAAGUCUAAUCCAAGGUAAGAUCAUAGCUAGAUACCAACCCUAUUUAUUUAGGGGAAAAUAAAUCAAAUAUCCUGAACUUUGGUUGAGUGUGAUUUCCCCACCCUGUACUUAUAUGUGUUAUUUAAAUAUCCCCCACUUUAUUAAUUUGAGUUUUGAGUACCCCAUCAUUCAAUUAACAUGACAUAUUCUCCAUUUAUCUCUCUUGAAUAGAUCCAGCUGGCUAUAGAAAUUCCAUGUUAGCAAAACUCUCCCACCUCCACCCUCCCGCGUUCUCAGAUCACGUUUACGCCUAUCUCUUACUCUCACUUCACAGGGUUUGAAAAAACCCUAACUUGCAACAACGACCAUGAAUGAAGCAGGGACGAGAAUCGACUAUAGGUCAGGAGCUUCCACCAUCACAGCAGGUGUCUGCAACUGAGGUUUCAAACCCAGGAUUUGAAAGUCUGUCACCUCAUUUACCGUAUUCCAAAAUAGGAGACCAAUCCACCAAAGCUCGUAAGCUAGGCUCCACGUAUCGUCCAGGGACGCGUUACUCUCGCCACAAAGACAACAUAAACGGUCGAAAUUUGCAGGUGGUGGAACGAAUCACCCCUCAAAGCAGGCGACCGGAGAAGGUGGUCGGAGGAACCCCACCGCGCGCAACCGGCGUCUGACGGUCGAAACUUUGUCAUCAUCUCUUCUAUCCUCUGAGAACUCAAGAACGACGGUCUACUAUUAGAGUAGUUUUUGAAAUUUCUCAGGUUCAGGCUUUCCCUAAUUAGAAGCAUGGAUUUUAAUUUUUACUCCAAAUAGAAAUUUCAUUGGUGACGUGGAUUUUAAAUGACAACUAGGUGUUUUAUUGCAUGUUUAUUUUCACACAUGGUACGG